Molecule: messenger RNA, 4837 nt
Organism: Xyrauchen texanus (razorback sucker)
Lineage: Eukaryota; Metazoa; Chordata; Actinopteri; Cypriniformes; Catostomidae
Product: terminal nucleotidyltransferase 5C-like
Exons: 2
Coding region: 185-1354 (389 amino acids)
Biological process (GO): mRNA stabilization
Molecular function (GO): poly(A) RNA polymerase activity; RNA binding
Source: RefSeq, a predicted model, not a curated record
UUUAAAGCGUGCUCCCGUACGAGUGAGUGAACGGAUGGAUGCAUGCGACACCUUAUUUGACAUAUCCUACUUUGUGCCUACCACGUUGCUGAGCAUCCCGGGUGGAUUUACUGAUAACAGUAGGUUGGACAUAUUUCAUAUUUUGGAUUUGGAUGCAAUCGCAAUAUUUACUUGAACUGCAUAGAUGUCAAACAUGGCCUCUGCUUCAUCCAGCAGUGAAAGCGAGUCACAAAGUGUGCUUACCUGGGACCAAGUAAGCCGCUUGAAUGAUGUGCUAAAGGAAGCUGUGCCAGUCCAUGGCCGUGGCAACUUUCCCACCCUGGAGGUCCGGCUGAAGGAUAUUGUACAGAUAGUAAGAACCCGUCUUGAGCUCAGGGGCAUAAGGGUCAAAGAUAUACGUCUGAAUGGUUCCACAGCCAGCCAUGUGCUGGUAAAGGACAUUGGCUGGAGCUACAAAGACCUGGACGUUAUCUUCAGGGUAGACCUCCCUCGGGAAGAGGAUUUCCAGCUCAUCAAAGAUGUGGUUCUUGGCACUUUGUUGGACUUUCUUCCUGAUGGGGUGAACAAAGAGAAAAUCUCUUCCAUGACCCUGAAAGAGGCCUAUGUUCAGAAAUUUGUCAAAGUCUACACCGAGCAGGACCGUUGGUCCCUUAUCUCACUGUCCAACAACAAUGGCCGCAAUGUUGAACUGAAAUUUGUGGACUCGAUUCGGAGGCAGUUUGAGUUUAGUGUGGACUCAUUCCAGAUCAUUCUGGACUCCGUGCUGUCUUACUAUGAGAUCCCCAAAAGCCCCAUGUCCCAGCACUUCCACCCUACCGUUGUCGGGGAGAGCAUGUAUGGUAACUUUCCUGUAGCGCUGGACCACCUCAGGAACAAGCUCAUUGCAACCAAAAGGCCAGAGGAAAUCCGUGGAGGUGGUUUGCUAAAAUACUGCAACCUCCUAGUGAGGGACUUCAAGCCCACGGAUGAAGAUGAGUUCAAGGCCUUGGAGCGUUACAUGUGCUCUCGUUUCUUCAUUGACUUUCCUGACAUUGGUGAGCAACAGCGAAAACUGGAGGCUUAUCUGCAGAGCCACUUUAUUGGUGAGGAGAAGAACAAGUACAACUACCUCAUGAUUCUGCGCCGGGUUGUGAACGAGAGCACGGUGUGCCUCAUGGGACACGAGAGGCGGCAAACGCUCAACCUUAUCUCGCUUACAGCAUUUCGGGUGCUCGCGGAGCAGAAUGCCAUACCUGAUGCAUCCAGUGUCACCUGUUACUACCAGCCAGCUCCUUAUGUCAGAGACCUAAACUUCAACAACUACUACGUGGCCUCUUGUAACCAGUCCAUUCCAACUUGGUUGCCUUGUAAGUAAGGCGCAUCCAAAAAACACAAGUUGGCCAGAAAGCUGGAUAUUCGGGCAAAAGGGUUUUUUUUUCCCCUCUGUAGGCAUAAAGGAUAUUUAAAAUGACGUGUUCUCAAUUUCUUUCUUUUGCUUUUUUAAUUUCUUGUCUACAGAGGUGUCACAACAUUUUCUAAUCCAAAGCUAUAUAUUUUAGUGCUUGAAUUAAGAAUAUUUCUUUUUUCACUUAAUAUACAAAAUUUUCAGACUAGUUUUUGUCGCUCAGCUCUGACUGAGAUAAAAAUGUUUUCCACAUUGAAAAACGAUUCCCUUAGUGCCUUAAUAUACUCCAACCCUUAAAAGUGAAGGAUAUUUUGGGAGAAAAAAAAAAAAAAAGAUAUUUUUCUGGUGUGUUAACAUAAAAGUGCAAAAUGGCCGUGCGCGUGCACAAAAAAAAAAAGCAAAAAAGUCUAAAUUGGAAGAGGGAAAAAAAAAUUAUUGAAGAAAAGGCUAUAGAAGAUUUGCGCACAGGUGAACGUUAUCAGGAGUUUUUUUUUUUGGUACACUGGUGGGCAGCUAGUUACUUUUUGUUCUCAUGACUUGUAAUGUGAACUGAAUCAUGUUAAAGUAUUCAUAGCAAUGCUCUCCAGUUUGCUGUGUGAAUGCAUAAUACUUUUUUGUGUUCCACUGUAAAUUUGAGAAAUUACUAUAGUGCUAUUUGUAAAUUGUUCAGUCUAGCUGAUGCUCAUGGUGAGACUGAAAUUGGUUGCAACAUGCACAUUAAGACGGUUUUGUCCUUUUUCCAUAGAACUGAGAAGGACAUUUAUAUGAGGCAGUGUUUAUGAUCUAGAUAAGGAUAUAGUAGUUACAUUUUAUAUAGAGAGAAAGGGAUAAUCUUGGUAAUGAAUGUGCGCGUAUGUUUUUGAAUAAGAUUGGAAUGUCAAGGUUCUUCAUAGAAGCAUCUGCUCCUUAGCAUUUUGCAACCAUUAGCAGACUUUGCAUUGCCGUGUGUAACAAGACCUUCAGUCUCCUGUGGCCUAGCCAAGCCAACUGAUGUCACAGUGGUCUAAAAUUAUCCCUCUCCCUGCACCACAUGUGCCUUGAAUGGACAGUGUAUGGGGCGGAAUUUCGAAUGGGGCAACCGUCUUUCCUGUGCUUCUGACUACGGUCACUGUAGAUGAGGGGUGAAUGCUGGUAUGUCACCAAUCCUUAUCUGGUAAUAUAGGGCUGGGAGGAGUUGCCAGAGCCAGGGGCAUACCUUUACUACUACAAAUAGAUGUAACAGUGUGCAGAUUCCUUUUCAUUUUUGGCUUCAAUGAUGCUGAGCUUCCUGUUCAUAAUCUUCAUUGAGCUUUACUAUCUCCUAUCUUGAUUUGUAAGUGGAUUUGAUUGUAAAUGGACAGUUCUCCCAUAAAUAAAAUUGCAGAUGUUGUUGCAAAUGGAAUACAUAGAGAUGUUAUGCAGCAUGUUAGCCUCAGUCAUCAUUCACUUUAAUUGCAUCUUUUUUUCUGUGCUAUUUAAGUGAUCAUUGGUGACUGAAGCUAACAUUCUGCCUAGCAUCUUUUGUGUUCUAUGUAAAAGUCCUACAGAAUUGUGAGCAAAUUAUUUCAGAGUUGUAAUUUUUGGGUUAAACGAUCCCUUUGAUGACUUCAAAUAAGGGACACCGCAAUAAUCAGAGAUAUUAAGUCACUUUUAUGGUUUGUAAGAUGGUACUACAUUAUUUUAAUAGCUGUUCUUGUCUGCCCUCUCCCUGCCCCGUACAUUCUUGUGUGUUCCUCUUUCACCAUUAGUCCAUUCAAAGAAAUGCUGGUGCAUUGCUAGCUGCUCUUAAGUAAUGGCCAACAGCUGCCCCCUGCUCCUCGGUUUCCCCCUGCUCACAUGCCAUAGCUCAUGCUGGUUCAGCGCGUACAAGCACACGCAUUAAAGCACGAGAGCGAUGUUCCUUCUCUUAUCUGCUGUCACACAGACUUUUAGGGUUAGGAGAAGGGUCACACCUCAGAGCGUAUUCUGCUAUAAUGGAGUUUUAUUUUGUGUAGUGCGCUGCCCGCCCCCAGCAACAGCACAUGGGUGCCUUUGUUGUGGUGAUCCAUUUGUGUUUAGACUAUGACGGUGUAUGAAAUGAACCAAAACACCUUGUAAAUCAUUCUGUCUGUCCAAUUGGUUUUAAUAAUGGUGAAAGAGGAUGAUUGAACUUGGACUUUUUGGUAGGAGAUUGCCCCCUCUGGAGUCACGCCAAUGUUUUGCAACCCUAGUUGUCUAGUCAUUCCAUUUAUUCAGUGUAAUUUUCACGUCUUUUCUACGUCACCCUCAUAAUCUUCGCCAAACCAAAGUGGAAAGUGUGCAAUUUAUGGUAUUUUCUAAAUAUCUAAGGCCAAAUUGCUGGAAAAGUAUGCAUUUUAAAGGCCUUAUAGUACUCCAAAGCCCUGUGAGCACAUGAGUUCUAUGGGACUUUUUUUCUUCUAGUGGAUGGAGGUCUCAGGGAGAUGUCAGGAUGUGACAUAGGGCCACCGUGUAUCUUAAGAAUUGCUACUUGAUUUGAUCAGCACACUUCCUGAAAACAUGUUUAUCUUUUUUUGUUUUGUUUUCUGAAAAUCUUUUGUAUUACCAUUUGACUACAAAAAUGUCAGCUCAGUAGGAACUUUAUUUUUAAAUGUGUUUGGGUAUCAGUAUGAUCUGUAGUUGUUUUGGCUGCACAAAAAAAAAAAAAAAUUACCUUAAACUGCCAUUUUCAAACAUGCUUUUGUUAGAAUCUCCUGGUGUGUGUGUGUGUGUGUGUGUGUGUGUGUUUGUGUUUUUUUUAUCUUGUCCAGAUGCGCUUCACAUAUAUAAGGCCUGGUGUGAUGAGGCUUGGCUCAUUUCCUAUUUAAAGUCUGUGUACCGUAUGUUUCUUGGAAAGGGAGUGUUUAAAAUAGGAGAGCAUGCUUUUGUGUGUUUUGAAUUCAUGUUGUGUUCUAUUUUUAUCUUCUUUGUUCCCUUUUCUCACCUGUAACUCCAUAUUCCCUAGCGGUAGCCCCUCUUUCAUCAGUUGACAAAGGUGUUGGAGCUUUGUAACACUGCUCUGAAUGCAUCUGUAACUUUGCGUGUGUGCAGGGGAGGUUUAUUGGACUUGGACAUGCUUGUCUAGAGUGCAAGACUUAAUGAUGGAGGCUUUUAAAACCUUUUUGCAAUGUAAGAAGAAUUGUGGAUUUCUGCAUAUUGUCUUUUUUUUUUUUUUUGUCUGUUAGGAUGCUAUUGAAUGUGAGUUUAAAAAAAUUAAAGACUAAGUCGCACUAUGUAUUAUUUUGAAAUGGUUCCUCUGUCGACUUUGAUGUCGGCUUGGUGAUUAUGAUGUAGAUUUCAUUAUUAUGCCAUUUCAUUUGUCUGCACUUUUUUACCUUGCUAUAAUUUUCCUUCGAAUGGAAUUGAAAAUAAGGAAAAUAUGUAACGAGGGGGGAAAAAAAAUAAAGUAUUGAAAGUCAAAUCUUGUUUGCAUGCUCUUUUGUUCAUAGCCGUUGUAGUUAUAUAAUCUACAGUGAG